AUGGGAAGGUCUCGUAGCCGCAUCGAUGCCAAUGGCUUGAAACGAGGCCCCUGGACACCCGAAGAAGACGAAAAGCUAAUGGCUUACAUCAAAAAACAUGGCCAUGGAAGCUGGUCUUCAAAGAUACGGGAAAAGUUGCAGACUGGGAUGAUUAAAUAUCUCAGACCUGGAAUCAAGAGAGGAAGGUUCAGUUUACAAGGACAAAAGACAAUCAUUCAACUCAUGCUCUCCUGGGCAAUAGAUGGUCUGCAAUUGCUUCUUAUCUACGGAGAAGAACAGAUAACGAAAUCAAGAAGAAAAAAGUUAGCCAUGCAAGGGAUCGAUCCUUCGACUCAUAGGCCAGUGGCCGCACCAAGUGGUUCAGUCAACAAUGACUCGAAAAAGGUGUAG
This is a messenger RNA of Hibiscus syriacus, 390 nucleotides long. RefSeq names its product transcription factor MYB16-like. The coding region runs from base 1 to 390 and encodes 129 amino acids. The transcript has 3 exons. Lineage: Eukaryota; Viridiplantae; Streptophyta; Magnoliopsida; Malvales; Malvaceae. The record is from RefSeq and is a predicted model, not a curated record.